AUGCUUCGAUCCACAUCUAGCAAGCUCUCCCGCAAGUUGCUCCCCGCUCUCCUCCUUUCCUUCGCUCUCGCCCCUACGUACGGCUCUCCGACCCCAGCCAGUCAAGCCUCCGAGCCAGCACCCACCGUCCCAUACGCAAGCGAGAACCCCAACCUCGAGCUGUGGAGUGCCAGCUCUUCCAUCAUUCCAGAGGCCAUACGCGAUUCGCUCGGCGCGACGGUCCUAGGUGCACAGAACAUCCCCUUGGAGCUGCAGAACCCAGAUUUGCUCGCACCCCCGACUACCGACCAUGGAGAUGUUCCGAACGCGAAGUGGCCGUUUGACCUUAGUCACAACCGCUUGCAGACGGGAGGGUGGGCGCGCCAGCAGAACGUCAAUGCGAUGCCUAUUGCCAAGGGUCUUGCUGGCGUAGACAUGCGGUUGGAGAAGGGCGCUAUCCGGUCGCCGACUCCGCACAGCGAGCUGCAUUGGCAUAACACCGCUGAGUGGGCGUACGUCCUGAAGGGCACCGCACAGAUCUCGACCGUCAAUACGGAUGGUCAGAACUAUGUGAAGGAUGUGACACAGGGUUCGCUAUGGUACUUCCCUCCAGGGCAGCCUCACUCUAUCCAAGCCACAGGCGAAGACGACGCGGGUGUCGAGUUUCUACUAGUCUUUAAUAGCGGAACUUUCAACGAGGAUGAUACAUUCUUACUCACGGACUGGCUCGCACACACGCCCAAAGAAGUCCUUGCGAAGAACUUCCACGUCAGCCAAGCCGCCUUCGACCGCAUCCCCAGCAAAGAGCUCUACAUCUUCCCUGGAACUCCCCCCGCUAACGAGGACGCCCCCGCAAGUCCCUACGGCGAGACACCUGAGCCGUUCACCUUCGACUUUGCGAACGUCGUCCCGACGCAGCACCCCGGCGGCACAGUGAAGAUCGCCGACUCGCGCAACUUCAAGGUCUCUACGCAGAUCGCCGCUGCGGAGGUCUCGAUCGAGCCCAGCGCGAUGCGCGAGCUUCACUGGCAUCCUUCCGACGACGAAUGGACGUACAUAUUGGAGGGCUCUGCCCGCAUCACGCUCUUCGCGGCGAGCGGCAACGCCAGGACGUUCGACUAUGAGGCUGGCGAUAUCGCAUACAUUCCAGCUUCGUAUGGGCACUACAUCGAGAACACUGGGAACGGCCAGCUGCGUCUCCUCGAGAUCCUUAAGACUGACGUUUUCAAGGACAUCAGCUUGAUGCAGUGGCUCGCGCUGACACCGCCGGAGCUUGUCAAGGCGCACCUCGGCGUAUCCGACGAGACUAUUGCCCAGUUCAGUAAGGAGGAACAGUUAGUUGUCGCUCCUUUCCCGUGA
Molecule: messenger RNA, 1338 nt
Organism: Dichomitus squalens LYAD-421 SS1
Lineage: Eukaryota; Fungi; Basidiomycota; Agaricomycetes; Polyporales; Polyporaceae
Product: oxalate decarboxylase
Exons: 12
Coding region: 1-1338 (445 amino acids)
Biological process (GO): oxalate metabolic process
Source: RefSeq, a predicted model, not a curated record